Micropterus dolomieu (smallmouth bass) is the source of this 5758-nucleotide messenger RNA. RefSeq names its product TSC complex subunit 1b (gene tsc1b). The record is from RefSeq and is a predicted model, not a curated record. Gene Ontology annotation, biological process: negative regulation of cell population proliferation; negative regulation of TOR signaling; regulation of cell cycle. The coding region runs from base 107 to 3931 and encodes 1274 amino acids. The transcript is spliced from 21 exons. Gene Ontology annotation, cellular component: TSC1-TSC2 complex. Lineage: Eukaryota; Metazoa; Chordata; Actinopteri; Centrarchiformes; Centrarchidae.
AGGUGCCUGGAGACUGUAUUGGUGGGUGGCCCCAGGAGUCCUCCAGGCAGGCAGGGACGGACACUGUGAGAGAGACGCUGCCUCCACCCCUAGCACUGCCACCACCAUGGCCAGGGAGCAGCCCAACAUGGGGGACCUCCUCCCGCUCCUGGAGACCUCAGACCUCCACCAGCUAGAAGAGAUCAGAGUCCUCAUCAACGAGCAGCUCAGCACUGAGCGUGGGUCCAUGCUGCUGAACGGGCUGGUGGAUUACUUUUUGGAAACAAACUCUGGCCAGGCUGUGCAUAUUCUCUCCUCAGUCAGAGAGCCACACGAUAAGCACCUUUUGGACAAGAUGAACGAGUGCAUGACCAAACAGGCCUGCCGGCUGCCCACCCUCACCCUGCUCGGCCAUGUAGUGCGCAAGCAACCGUCCUGGAUCCACAAGAUCGCCCGAUACCCUCUGCUGGUCUCACUGCUCAAAUGUCUAAAGACGGAUACGGACGUAGUGGUGCUGAUAACCGGAGUGCUGGUGCUGAUCACUUUGCUGCCCAUGAUCCCUCAAGCUGGGAAACAACACCUGUGGGAGUAUUUCGACAUCUUCGGCCGCCUGGCAUCUUGGAACCUGAAGAAUCCCGGGCAUGUUUCAGAGGUUUACCUAAUCCACCUGCACGCCAGCGUCUAUUCACUCUUCCACCGUCUUUAUGGCAUGUACCCGUGCAACUUCGUGUCCUACCUGCGCUCCCAUUACAGCAUGAAGGAGAACAUGGAAACGUUUGACGAAGUAGUAAAGCCGAUGCUCGAACAUGUUCGUAUUCACCCGGAACUGGUGACAGGAACCAAGGACCACGAGCUUGACCCCACCAGGUGGAAAAAGUAUGAAAUCCAUGAUAUCGUCAUCGAAUGUGCCAAAGUGUCUCUAGACCCCAAAGAGGCAUCCUUUGAGGAGGGCUAUGCUACCAUGCCUGAGAACUUUUACCCCCAAAUCCACCUGCGACCACAAGACUGCACUUCCAGCCCCUACACAGACCUACACAGCAGCUACGGAAGCUCUUCUUCGACCCCGUUCUCGACACCACGGCAGCCGCCACCCCCGCCCCUGUCCUUGCCCCCCUUCUCAGGGACCCAGUCCUCCUACCGCAGCCCACAGACCUCCAGACGGCAGAACUCCACCUGUGAACUCAACUCUUCCUGCGGGGGGAAGGACCCGCUGUGGAGCCCCUCCUCGUUGUGUGGCAUGGCUACGCCCCCUUCCUCCAGGGGCAUGUCGCCUAACUUGGAGCUCUCCCACAGUGCCUCACACCUUCCCAGCCGCUUCCACUGCACAUCAGGGGGGAAAGGAACGCCUGCCUCCAGCACUCCUGCCACCUCUUCCCCGCCUCCGACCCUAUCAGAUGACUUCCCCAUAAUCUCCUUGCCAUCUAACACAGUCCAGUCUAGUCCACCAAGAAAGGAUCGUCGACAAGGAGAAAGCAUUAAGCCGGCACUGGUGAGACAAGAACCAGUCAAAGACACAGAGAAGAGCGCAGAAGGGGUCACAAACAGAGGAGCUGCUGAGAACAUCUCUAUGACUUUGACGGAGCUGUCUGUCUUCAUGAAGAAACAGGAGCUGGAGCUCCAGCUGAGAACAGGGAAAGAGAGGGAAGAGGCUGCCAUCACCGAGGAGCUGCUGAAGAUCACUGAGGACAAGCAGGAGCUGUCAGGCCUGAGGGGCUUCGACUCCCCUUUCUAUCACACCACUGAGACGCUGACUGGCUGUCAGGCACAAGACAAUACCCCCUCCAACACAGAGUCUAGAGGCCCCGUUCGGGACUCUCACCAUGUUGUAUCAAUGCCAGACAAAGGGGAAAACACUGCAAGUACCGGUGGUGUUGGGAGUGAAAGAGGAGGAGGAGGAGACGUCAGGAGUUCAGCCCUCGGCCUCGAGCAGUCCUGGUCCUUCCAGUCAGGUUUCACCCCCAUCGAUCACCACCUGCACCGGAGCCCCUCCGCCCCGGACGACGAGGUUGGCAAGUUUGGGAUGUUCUCCCCGAGUCCGUGCAGCAAGACCCCGGCCACGGUGCCCUACGAGUCGUUUUUUGACCUGGCUCUACCCAGGGCAGCCUCGCUCUUCGUGGGCCAGAAGACGUCGCAGGCGGUGCACAAGGUGGCGAUGGAGAGGCUGUCGCAGUGGGAGGAGGGGUUGGAGGACGGGGAGGAGGAAGGGGUAGUGUCUGCUUCACCACUGGAGGUGCUGGAUCGCCUUGUUCAGCAGGGGAGCGACGCCCAUGAUAAAGUGCUCAAGAGAUUACCUUUGCCAAGUAAGUCAGCUGACUGGACGCACUUUGGAGGCUCCGCUCCGCUAGACGAGUUGCACACACUGCGCAGCCAGCUGCUCCUGCUGCACAACCAGCUGCUGUACGAGCGCUACAAGAGGGAGCAGCACGCCGUCCGCAACCGACGCCUCCUCCGACGCAUCAUCAACGCCACUGCACUGGAGGAGCAGAACAACGCUAUGAAGGAUCAGCUGAACCUGCAGAGCGUGGACAUCGUGUCUCUGAGGGAGAGUCUGCAGGUGGAGCAGCAGCGGUACAGGCAGCUGUGGGACGACCGGGAGACGGUGGUGACCAGACUGCACAGUCAGAUCAGACAGCUGCAGCAGGGACGAGACGACUACUACACCAAGAACCAGGAGCUCCAGAGUAAGCUGCAGGAGUGUCAGAAAAGGAUGGAUGAACUGGAGGCGGAGCUUCAGAGGGCCAACAAUAAAAUCUGCCGCACUGGUCAUCUCCUCAACCAGAUGACUAUCAAGCUGAGCAACAGUGAGAGCACCCAGCAGCAGAUGAGCUUCCUGAACAAGCAGCUGCUGCUCCUUGGGGAGGCACAUAAGCUGUCCAUGCAGGAGUUACACCACGCAGGCGCCGAUAAUACAAAGGAGGCCCAGAUGCUGCAGGUGUCUUACGGGAAAGAGGUAGAGACGCUGAGGCAGAGCCUGCUGGUUCAGGGUCAGAAACUGGAGGCAGCGCAGCAGAGAGUCUCCGAGCUCGAGACGCACCUCUCCAAGAAGGAACACCUCAUCGCAGAGCAGAAAAAGUUCCUCGAGGAUGUAAAAUGUCAAGCAAAGGCGGAGCUGCACGCCUCAGACAGCAGGUAUAGGGCUCAGAGGAGAAUCACUCAGCUGCUGCAGACAGAACUCCUGCAACUGUACAGCAGAGUGGAGAUGGAGACUCCUGCCAGUACCGCCGCCAGUUCACCACAAGGGGGCAGAACUGACCCACACACUCAUGCCAACUCCAGUGUCAUGGUGCCAGAUGGACCAAGUAAAAGUCACACCGACGAGGAGGCGCACAGUAGACCACCGCACGACUGCCCUCAUGGCAACGGCAGCACUUUAUCGCCAGGGCAACCAAAGGCGAGCAACUCUUCCAAGACAACAGCCAAGUCCUUCAACGGCAGCCAGGACCUGGCCCCACCCCUGCUGGUGGAGCCCUCCCUGUCCUGUCCCCACACCAACCCACUCGCACCCCUGCCUCCCACCGACGCGCCACUCACCGUGGGCUCCUACCCCAGCGCUAAGAGCUUCCUGGGCAUGAGGGCGCGUGAGCUGUUCCGCAACAAGAGUGAGAGCCAAUGUGACGAGGAGCAACCUCCGCCGCGCCUGGCCGGCCUUGCCCACGGCCUGAAGACUGAGCUGUGCGUGGAGCCGCCCUCCCCAGGUUAUAUUGUCCCCGUUGGCCCUGCGCCUUUCCCCGUUCCGACUCCGCCCCUAGCCCCUGCCCGCGCUACUCCUGUCACUGUGCCCAUUAAGGAGCCCCCCUCUGAGCCCAAGCAGCGGGCCUCCAGCCAGGAAAGCCCCCGCAGGAAGGUAGGGGCAGGGCCUGGUGGAGGGCGGGGUCAGGCGGGGUCGGGGCGUCCCCGGCAGCAGCAGCUAAAGAUCAUGGACUACAAUGAAACACAUCACGAGCACAGUUAAGAGACACAGAACUGAGCCGGGGCGGAGGAGGAGAGACUGAAGUUUAAUGACAGAGAAGAGCUACCAAUCAGCGAAAGAGUACCAUGUCAGCAAAUCUUUGGAAUUCAGUGUUAUAUGUACCAUUCCUCUGAGUGGACAACAGGAUUUCCCCCAGUGUUUUUCUGCUUUUCUUUUUCAUACUGAUUCAUUCCCAUGAAGAAUAUUGACACGGUUUUAAGGAUAAAAAGUCGAUGUGUUGUUACCAGUGGAGAUGUCAGACCUAUGAAUUUGGUUAGGAGACAAUGAUUGUCAAAGAUGUGCCGACAGGAUGUGAGACUGACAUUUAAAGGGGUAGUUCACCCAAACUACAAAAAUGUACAUUUUCCCACUUGGCUAGUUUAGCUUUAAUUUGUCCAAAUUUUUCUGUCAACACAAUGGAAGUGAUUGCAAAUACGUUUGAGGUGCUCACAGCAUUUUCAUAUUAGUUUAAAAAAAAAAACAAUUCUGCAGCAAAUUGCCUUCUGACACAGUCCCACAGUUACUUGGAUAAACCGCAGGCAUUUCUGAUAAGUUUUCAUCGAAACUACAUUCUACUGAAGAAAUUGUCCCUUUGAAAAGAGUAACGGGGACAAGUUACUGUUGUAAAUGUAAUUUUUAAAUGCUGUGAGCGCCCCAUAUAAAGUUCAUUUCACCUCCAUUGUGUUGCCUAUGGAGGCAGGAAUCUCAAAACAUGAACAAAUAAAACCUAAACCAUCUGCUCUAGUCGAUACCACUGGAGCUAAGUGAGAAAAUGUUUUUUUUGUGUGUAAUUUAGAUGUAUUGAGAGUAUGUACACUACCGGUUCUUAUCAAAACGGAUAUUGAAAAAAACACCAGAAAAGCUACAUUUAUCAUGAUUAUCUGUUAGGUAUGCUUUGGCAUUGACUGUGGACUGAAAUAUGUUUUUGAUAUUUGUGUACAUGUUGAGCGAGUGUUAUAUCAAAGCGGUUGAGGUGAUCAGAUGUGAUAGAGAUGUUUGGUUUGUUCUGGGGAAACCUUGAAGGGCGACCUUGUCAUUGCUGGACUGAACUGGAAACAUUUCCAUACUCCACUGAGUUUUUGUCCAAAAUAGGUCUGAAGGAGAAAGUGUUUUGUUUGCAAUGUGUGAGUGUGUAAGUGAUGCAAUGAGGAAAGUGUAUGAAAUUUAGAAACUGAUGAAAUGUUAUGCAUUUUUAUGAAUUCCACAUUCUGUCAUACCUUUUUAUUUGUUUAUUUAUUCAGCCAUGAAGGGUCCUCACAAGAAUAUAUUCUAAAUUUGAAUCAGACCUGGCAAGUGACACAAGCCCAAGCUAUAAAAAUCUGUCCUAUUCCAAGACGACCACCUGAUAAUUUUGAAGUGUCAUGCAAAACAUUUGUGUUCUGGAUUCAAACAUCUCUAAACAGAAGUGUUGUUUCUCAUGUUGCAUGUACAUUCAGCUGGUACAGCGUGGGAAACAAAACCAAAAACAUGGUGUCCAAUCAGGUUCCCUUGAGCAGGUCUAAUAAACACAAAGUUACCUUUUUUCUUCGAAGUAUUAGAAGUAAAUUCUGGUUUUGAAAGUCGUAUAAAUCCUGUUGUCCACUGGGAACUCCUGCUGUCACUUCCUUUUGCCUCGCUAUCUAAAGCAUGUUCAACAAUCCACUUUAAAUGCCAACCGUAGUAACUAAAGCAAACCAAGACAGAAGGUACAAUCAGCACAAACUGAAGAAACCAGUACUCUGGCCGAAGCUGGAGAAUCUGGGACAAAAUGGCAAAAAAGGAAGUUCUUAAAGCAGUGGCUUGUGUUUAACUGUGAACAAUAAAGAUCGUCUUCAAUGUUUUGCACUACAA